AUGUUUUCCUGCAAUUUCUGUUCAAAUUGAGGGGCGCAAACAUAACUAGCAGCAAAUUGGGUAAAUGGAAUCGGCAGCAGAUACUCCGAUGAAGCAGAAUCAGGAUGGUGGUUUUGGUGGUCAAGGAGAUGAUAGUAAGAGAGAAGAGACGAAUAAACCCUAUUUCAGGCCAGCCAAAGACGACACCAAACCUCUGCUCCAAGAUCCGAUUUUGAGAUCGGACCCGAUUGAGACGGAGGAAGCUGUGCUGCGGUUGCCUCCUUUGCCAGACUGCCUCAGGCCGAAAUCAUGAGGCGAUUGAAUUUUGUACGCAUUGCUUUCAUGUGAUUGCUGGCUGCCCAUUUCUCAGGCACUGAUAAUGCUCCGACCUGGAUUUUGGGUCUGGUAGUGGAACAGAAGCUCUUUUGCAUUCGAUUUGUACUAUGAAUUAGUUCAUUCUGGAUCUGAUCGAGUAGCAAGCAAGUUGAUGUUAGGUGCUAGGCAUCAUCUGAACUUAUGUAGCUCAAUUUCUGCCAUUGACACAUAUAUGGAAUCUGAAUCGCGUUUGCUAUCA
Messenger RNA from Andrographis paniculata, 553 nucleotides. RefSeq lists its product as uncharacterized. Bases 65 to 292 code for a protein of 75 amino acids. Lineage: Eukaryota; Viridiplantae; Streptophyta; Magnoliopsida; Lamiales; Acanthaceae. The record is from RefSeq and is a predicted model, not a curated record. The transcript has 2 exons.